Cylicostephanus goldi is the source of this 717-nucleotide messenger RNA. The record is from the annotation of a GenBank genome assembly. Lineage: Eukaryota; Metazoa; Nematoda; Chromadorea; Rhabditida; Strongylidae.
CUAAAUAACAUCGCUAAACUGAAUGAGCAUUUCGCGGCAUUUGGAAGCAUCGUAAAUAUGCAGGUUCGAUUCAAUGGCGAAGCAGAUGCUGCACUCAUCACCUACGCAUCCCGCGGCGAAGCCAUGGCUGCUUACAAGUCGCCCCAACCUGUAUUGAACAAUCGCUUCAUCAAGGUGUUCUUCUACAACCCUGAUAUCGUUGCUGGGGCAACAGCUGGGCAGGAUCGCUCAGUGCUCAAUUCUGGUGUGAAUGUGGAUAAGCCAGGGUCUGAAAAUGCCCCUCCACCUGCCCAACCGCCCACCAAGGUUGCAACAAUUGAAAUGUCAAAGUUUGUCAAUCAAGAGUUGAAGGAAAGUCGUGAGAAAAUCAUGGAAGCUCGACGUAAGCUGAAAGUUGAAAAGUCCAAUCAAAUUUCAAUUUUCAACGUACAUAAGAGGCAGACCGAUUUGCUACAGAAGCUGAUGGAUCGCCAGAAAAUUGUCGUGAAGAAGUUAAAAGCGGAAGGAGAAACUAUGGAAGCCACAGAAAAGAAGAAACUUCUUACUCUUGUCAAACAGCUCAUGGAAAAGAUCACAAUAGGAAAGAAAGAGAUUGAUGAGCUGUCUGCUAAAUUGAAAGCUUGCAUGGAAAACAUUACCGGAUUAGAGAAAGUGAUCUCAAUGGAGAAGGAGACUAGAAAAGGCUCGGAUAGUGAUGGCCGAGAUAGCGCUAGUCCU